AUGCACAGCCUUGUCAUCUUCCAACUUCUGUCGUCAGCUCUACUGUUAGCCCCGAAAUGGGUGGCGGCAGUCAGAGUUGAUCAUCAGGACUUUCCUCCCGAAAUCCAUCUACGGGGUGGUGUGGUGCUAUCCCGCAAAUUUGCCGAAGUUAAAGAAGUGCGGGACAGCUACGGAACCACCAAGGAGACCUAUCACGGGUUUCAGCUGGAUUUGUUGGAGAGUCUGAAAGCGUUUGCUGUGCAAGAUGGCGUCAAUCUGACAGUAGGAUUGAGUCGAGUUCCCAGCGAAUAUGAUGGAGCCUUGAAUUUGAUUGCCAACGAUUGCAACAGUUCCGUGAUUGCCGAUUUGAGAGAAGGGGGUGACAAAUACUACCAAGAUCACGAUUGCACAUCUCUGGACCUGCUGAUAGGGGAUUACUGGGUCACACCUGAGCGCUUUGAACGAAUCGACUACACUCCGAAUUGGCUGCGUACGGCUGUAACCACCAUGAAGUAUAUUGACGGUCCCUUCAGCGGGAUCACCACAAUGACCCAAGCAACACGAAAACGGGCACCGGUUUGUGUCCCCGCCAAAACGUACACGAUGAGAGUCGCAUACGAAAAGUUUCCUGACGCAGAGUACGUGGAAUGCAGCUGGGACAAUCUGUUUGAAGAAUGUGAACGAUUCCUCCUAGAGGGCCGGUGUGCCCUAUUUGUCAAUGAUCUAUUGGUACUCAAGACGAGACAGUUUCAUGAACCACAGAAGUUUGAGGUGACGGGAGAAGAGUUCAACUCUCAACAAACAGCGUGGCCGCUCCGGCACGAUCUACCUGAGGUGGUUUCCUAUCUCCUCAGGCGGUGGAUUUAUCAAGCUCAGACGAAUGGGACUCUCGAUGCACUGUACUAUGAGUACUUUGAGCGACAGAUAUGCCCCAUUGGGACGGCUGGGGAAGAUUGCGAUCUGCCCUGUGAUCCAGAACACGGGGUUGAUGUGAAGGGCGUCUGUGUCUGUGAAAGUAUCAAGUGGACGGGAGACGAUUGUAGUUUUGAGGUGCCCGAAAACCACAACAUGAUCCCAGAUGCUUUGAGGAGCGUCGCUUACGCUAUGUUUGGCAUAAACGUGGCUGUCAUAUUACUAUGCGCAGUUUGGCUUUAUUGGCAGAAAGACAGUGCUCAAGUCUCAUCAAGUCAACCGUCGUUUCUUCUGUUGGUGCUCCUUGGCUGUAUCAUCUCAUCUUCUACAAUCAUAGCUCUGGCCCAAGAAGACGACCCAAGCACCACAGAGGCAGAAGACGUCCCAUGCAUGGCCAUACCCUGGUUGUAUUCCGUUGGCUUCUCCAUUACGUUCGGUACUCUGUUUGCAAAAAUUCGCCGAGUGUACCUCAUCUUUCUAAACGCGGGAGCGGUGGUAAGAACGGGCCAAUCAACAUAUACCCAGCCGAGACGGAAUUCAACAGUAUCAUGGCAGGAAACUGUCAUGAUCAUCGCUGCUGUACUUUUAGUGGAUGUGACAAUUCUCGUCAUUUGGACAGUGGUGGACCCGCUGCAGUGGCAAAGAUCCAUCACUCAAGCAGACCAGUUUGGCGUGGUUUUGGAGAGCGAAGGGUACUGCCAUUGUGAAUCCCUGGUCGCGUUUGCCAGUUUGAUUGGUGUGUUUCAUCUUAGCCUCAUGGGCACAGCAUGCUACAUGUCGUAUUGUGCAAGGAACAUCCCCACCAUGUUUCAGGAAGGGAAGACCGUCAGCAUCGCCAUGGUCAGCAAUCUGCAAAUAUUCAUUGUAGGAGUUCCGGUGCUAAUCAUCGUGGGAUACGACCCACAAAGCAGUUUCUUUGUGCGAAGCGUCAUAAUUUGGAUGAAUGAUCUUGCAGUGGUGGUGUUAAUCUUUGGGAACUUGGUGUUCGCCACACAUGUGCAAAAACAAGAUGAAACCCAUAUCAAGGAAGGCGUAGGUAGGGCUGUUUCUUUGUAUUCGAGGGCGGGCAAGCAAGCGACUUCAAGCGCUGGUUCGCCGCCAAGUAAUGGCUCCGCACAACACAAGUCAAGUGUCAUGAAGAGUGCUGAGGGUGAUCUAGAGGCCUAUCUCCAGCAACACAAAGAGCAAAUGCAGAUGCCCCAACCCAGAGGAGACUUGGUGUCAUCCUUGACAAUGACGUCCUCUGCAUCUGCUGAGGUUGAAACACCUCAGGACGGGUAUGCAUCGUCAGUGACCAUGGGGUCGUCCAAGGGACGGAAGGGUGUUCCAUUCGGUUUGGCAAGUUGCGUUGAAGUCGACGAAGAGGCUGAAGAAGAAGAAGAAACCUGGGUAGAAGACUUGUCGCCGCAGAGGAGGCAUAGCUUCGAUUCAGCAGCCAGGUUCAGUACAGCCUCCGGUGCCACUCCGCCCAGGCUUCCAGUGCGUUCUGGACUCCCCUUAAGAAGAAGCAACAGCGAUGAUUCCCUGGCAAGGUUCAGCACUACGUCGAUGGGGAGAGAGCAUCCUGUGGAGCCGCUUCCCAUGAGAUGGCUCAACAGGGAGUCCUUUGGUGUACUGCCGGUACCUCCGGUCUUGCCGACAGAGCAAGGAAUUCCCGCCGCGCGACGGUUAAGCUAUGAAUCAAUGUCAAGAUUCAGCACAGACUCGGCGCACACACCCCCAAAAGCUCCUCUACGGGACUUCUCGAUAUCAUCUGUUGGAAUCGAUGAUGGUGACGAGAGCUUCUGCGCGCAAUUGGCAUCGGAACAACAAAAGGCCGAUACAGUCCUUCGACAACCCAUGACGCCGAAUCCCAUCAGGCAAUCACUUCGCAGUGAGGAAUCACCAAGGAUUCCGGCAAGAAUGCUGUCAGAUGUCGAAUCAACCGAAGACAAUCUUAAUCACGAGCCGCCACUACCAGUCAGUGCCUCCCGUCGUACCAGUAUCAAUAGUGCUCCUUGUAUGCCUCUACGCGUCCAUUCCGAUGCUGAAUCAACCGCUGGAAAGGUUGAUGAAGUUUUUGCUAUUGUUCAUCACAACGCGUCGGAGACCUACCAGUACCCCGGAGAGAGGGCGAAUGGUACGCGAGCAAGUAUGGGUAGCACCGCUGGCAAUCAUUCUGGAGACGAGGGUGAAGGCAACAACACCUUGAACAUCUUUGGGUCGCCCAGGAUGCCGACUCGGGUAAUGUCGGUUGCAGAGUCCACUGCCAGUGGUAGCAGCGAUGAAAAGGAAGGAGGGGCUGGACAGCUGGCAGCACUGAAGGCACCAAACUUGCCUCGAAGAUUGCCGUCCGUUGGAAGAGAUAAUGACAGUGUUGACCGACAGCAAAAGCCAAACGCAAGAGCAUGGAAGACCACGAAUUGCUCGCCAUCACUGCCAAGACUGCCUCCUCGGCAAGAGCUCGAUGCAUCAUUGUCGCAAGCGGAUCGAAGCAAGGGCUCAGCUUCUACAACAAAAGAAGGGACAUCUCGAACUCAAUUGGACGCAAGUGACUACUCGGACGAACAGCUAUAG
Molecule: messenger RNA, 3447 nt
Organism: Seminavis robusta
Lineage: Eukaryota; Bacillariophyta; Bacillariophyceae; Naviculales; Naviculaceae
Source: the annotation of a GenBank genome assembly